AUGCCAACGAAACAAGCCUUGAUGAGACGCACAAUCAUUGGUAAUUCAAUCUGUGACCAUUGCCAAGCUGAAGUUGAAGACCCACUCCAUGCCUUGUGGACUUGCACUGAGUUGGACACGAUCUGGGCAAAUCAAGCUUUAUGGGAAUUCCGAAACUCCGUCGGUUUUGCAGAUUUUAAAGACUUGGUUUCAUGGAUAAUAGCAGAGGGUAAACAACUGGAUCUUUUUGCAAUCACCGCAUGUUUGGAUGAGUUUCACAUGACAAGACAAGGACUAAAGUUUCAGAGGCAACGUGCAAUCCAAUCAGCACAAAACCAAUGGUUUCCUCCUCCAACGGACAUGGUGAAAAUAAAUUUCGAUGGAGCGACGUGUCCAAAAAAGAAGAAGGUCGGUAUAGGAGUAGUGAUUCAUGAUGUAAAUGGUUUGGUGCUGGCCUCAUGUGCAAAGAUAAAACACCAACCUUACAAGGCAGUGGAGAUUGAAUCCUUGGCAACAGCAACGACACUAUCCCUUGCAACAAAUCUUGGUUUUCGAUGGGUUAUUUUGGAGGGAGAUUCAAUGGAAGUGAUACAAGCUUUGCAAGAGAAUUCAUAG
Messenger RNA from Quercus robur (English oak), 594 nucleotides. RefSeq lists its product as uncharacterized. Gene Ontology annotation, molecular function: RNA-DNA hybrid ribonuclease activity; nucleic acid binding. The transcript is spliced from 2 exons. Lineage: Eukaryota; Viridiplantae; Streptophyta; Magnoliopsida; Fagales; Fagaceae. The record is from RefSeq and is a predicted model, not a curated record. Bases 1 to 594 code for a protein of 197 amino acids.